Molecule: messenger RNA, 549 nt
Organism: Adineta ricciae
Lineage: Eukaryota; Metazoa; Rotifera; Eurotatoria; Adinetida; Adinetidae
Source: the annotation of a GenBank genome assembly
AUGCGGAUGCUAUACUCGUUGUCCGUUGGUCUUGUAAAGUUUUGGUUCAUUAUGAUGAUUGUACAAAACGAAUCAGCUGCAAUACUAAGCUCUCCUCAGUGUAACAACUACACAUUGAUAGAUGAUCCGACGAGAAGCGUUAAUGCAACCAAUACUGGAAAUUAUACCUGUGAUCGAGACUUUUUCACUUCUGUUCCAAUGUGGUUUCGAUUUGUUGGCGCUGGCGGUUCGCAACUGACAACGGAUCCAGUGGAAAUCUAUCACUGCACCACUCAUGCACCGGGCUGGUAUUCAUCAGAAAUGCCCCUUAGUUCGGACACAACUGUGAACGGAACUGUAUGUUUUACAUGGUCAGGAAGCUAUUGCAAUUGGAAUAAUACCAUUUCGGUCACCAAUUGUGGAUCGUACUAUGUUUAUCAAUUGAGUCAACCGCCAACGUGCCGAUUACGCUACUGUACUACUAUAGUACCAACUGAUUGGUUAACAUCAACAGCAAAAAUUACCACAAAAGGUAAAAUACCUAAUGCAAAAACAUUACCUAUACUUUGA